CAGUAGUUUGUAAUGUCUCUGGUCUUUUUUAGACCCUCGGCUUUGGGCUUCAUAUGUGGAAUGUGUGGAGCGCUUCCUGUCAUCACAGUGUCUGUCUGACCGGGCACGGCGCUCUGCGCGCGGCACCAUCUCUUCCUGAAGGACUGAGGGAUCCUGGGGGUGGGGGGUGGAGGGGGGCUCUCUGCCGUAUCUUUCAGAGACACCAGACAACGUGCCGGUCCAGCUAUGAAGACAGAGCAGAGCUGUGUGGAGACACUCCGGGGGGUCAAAGAUCCGCUCCAAAAACCGGCGCACGCGGAGGAGGAUGCCCCGGAGAAGCAAGACGAAUGCAAAUACGUGGAUUUGGAGUUAGAGUACGUGAACACAGUCGGCCCAAAACCGGAGAGAGACUGUCGCUUUGGGGAAGGAAACCAAAUGUCUGUCCUUGUUAAGAGCAGCGGCGCCGGAGCUCCGCGCGUAACGGAACCAAAACUGGAUUUGGCGAAUCAAAACAACAUUGAAACCAACAAUGAAGAGGAUUCUGGAGAUGGGGAAUGUGCAGAUGUCAAGCAGGGUCCCUCUGAUUCACCUCCGCCAUCACAUCUCCCUGGUCUCAAAGCGGAUGAUUGUCUCAAAUCCGAGGAAAGAAGCGAGCGCGCCAUUACGCAGCCAGAGGUGUCCAAAAAGGAGGAUAACAAAAACACAGCAAGAGACGAGGAGGAUUAUCUGAGCCGGAGGAGUGAGUCGGAUGAUUAUGAGGAGGAUGAUGUUAGUUUGGUGCUUUCCGACGAUUGCGUCCUGUGCAUACCGCACGAUGAGUCUCAUUACAUCACGACGCACGAGAUCCAGCUCUCGGAGCUCUCUGACCACGAGGAGGGCCACAGCCUCGGGGCGGGCUCAUCCAGCUGGGACAUCGGGGAUGACAACCAGGUGUACUCUUUUGUCGAUUAUGCUUCUUUCGCCGGUGAUGGAGCGGUGGGGGAGAGGGGGGACGGCGGCCAGCCUCGCACUCAGGGCGCAGCAGCAGCAGUCAGCACUCUGCUUGAAAGUGAUCUGUGCGACGCGGCCAAGUUCACCAGCUCAGAUGAGAGUGUGUCAAAGCCCCAGCAGCACCAGCAGCGCAGGGGCAACGGCGCGGGACAGAUCCACCUGUCAAUCAGGACCACUUCUCGAGCUAUAAAUGACCCCAGCAACGUCCAAGAACAGGGAAAUAUCAUUUAUCAUGCAAGGCGCCCCGGGGAUAUGAGUCGGUAUGUGUUCAGGGGAGUUGAUGGGAAGGCAGAGACGUUGUGUGACAGGGCCAAGUGUUUCAUAGCCGCGCCAGGACGCUUGCAUUUUGGCCGCAAAUUGCGGGGGAAAGAGGUGACGGAGUACUCCAGCGGUGCGUCCAGCGCUGUCAGCGAGCUGGACGACGCUGACAAGGAGGUGCGCAACCUGACGGCCAAAGCCUUCAAGAGCCUGGCGUAUCCUUACUUAGAUGCAAUUAACUUCAGCACCUCCAGCGAGUCAUCUGCAUCAGAGCACGGCAAAGGGUUAAACAGGUUGUCCACGUUUGUCGACCUGAAAUAUGGCAAUGUGAACAUGUCCCGGGGACUGGACCAAAGUGUUGUCUCCCAUCAAAACUCAACGGCCUCAUUUGAAAUAGCCAAAAAAAUAGACAACAGAGGUUAUAAGGGCAUUGCACUGGCGAGCAUCAAACCGCCCACCAGCAAGAUCUUCACUCUGAAUGGUAACCCCCACAGCGCAUCCACACAGUCAUCUACACAGCAGAUAGAGCUGAUGGGGGAAUUCAGUCAGGGCCACAGUGGGGUGAUUAGGCUCACAGAGACUCUGAAUUUUCGUUGUAAUGUCAAAUCGGGAAUGUCAGGGGGUGAAAGACACACUAACUUUGCACAAAACGCAGCGGGAUCACGUUCCACAGAUGAGGUUACCAACGGUUUGCCAAGCGGCCACAGGAGAGGGGCCGGCAAGUCGCCUUCUAAAACCAUGGAAGACACACACAAGAAAGCCAUAUUCGCCUCGAGUCUGAUCAAAAAUGUGAUUUCUAAGAAGAUGCAGUUCGAGCAGGAGCGCAAGAUGGAAAGGGGGGAGAUAAGCGAGUCGCAUCCGACGCAGUCUCCGGGCUGCGUGCACCAGGAGGGCGACGGCCACAGGGAGAGGGGCAGCGGGGAGCUGCGCAGACAGGGCUCCAGGUUCUCUGAGGGCAGCUCUGACUACACCAUAAUGUGCGUGGAUGAAUUAGGGGACAUAUUGGACAGCGGCUCGUGUGAUACCAAGAGCGACUCUCGGAGACAAGACUCGGCCGCUCCAAUCAGAGACUUUAUACCAGAAACUAAUUUGAAACCGGCCAAGGAAGCUGGAAUCGAUACUAAAAAAGGCGCAUUGGAUGCGUCUAAAAGCACACUCCUUCGCAGCCAAAAUAGCGCGUUCCGAUGCUGGAAGGACGAGGAGCUAGGGUUUCAGAAGGAUCCUAAAAACGAUAAAACCCCGGAGAAGUCGGCUUCAGGUAACGAGGACGACGGCGAGGGGGGUCUUUACUCAGCGGGAAGCGGCAAACUGACUAAAAUGUCCCAUUUGUUUGUGCCAAGCAUUCAACUGCUGUCCAGUGACAGAGAAGUGGGACAGCAGCUGCAGAGCAGGACUUAUUCUCCAUAUGGAGGAAGAGAAGUGCGCUCUGACAACACCUUACACAUGGCAGGCUCCAGGAAUGUGGCCACAUCCAAAUCUCCGGAAAUUAAAAUUAAUUUAAGGAGCGUCAGAGACAAUAAAACGGAGCCGUUUGGCGUUUCCAAGCUGCGCGCUCCUAAUAUAGGCUGUAACGCAGCCAGCCUCAUCAGAACAGAUGACUUCAAAUGCCAGGCGCUGGCUACAGCUUUGAAGGGUGAGUCGUCAGAUAAAGUUCCACAUUUCAUGGUUAGAGACAUCAGAGAUAAUAAAGGAAAGCUGCAGACGCCCAUACACCAAGUACGAGACGUGCGUAAAUUGGUUAAAAGCUCCUAUCACUUUGUUUCUUUGGAUAACAACGAAACUAAAUCCAACUUUUCAUCUGCUGACAGAUAUUCAGAGCAGAAGAAGCAAAUAGCUCAUGGAAAUCCUAAUUCUGUGUCCCCCAUAGUGAUCAAAUAUCAGUCUGUGAUUACAAAUAGUCAUAGUAAUCCUACCGAGGUAUCUAAGCUGGAGCCGGUGGAUGCGGGCAGGUCGUCUCCAGAGGGCGCUAAAAAUGCUCCACUGCAAAGCGCAGCAGGAAGAGCAGCCAUGUGUAACGCCAGUCAUUCCUCAGAUGGAGUAAUUGGAUUGAGUAUUGAAAGCAGAACAGAAUCAAAAGCGCAGGAAAAAACGUCAGACGUCACCGAUAAGAAACCUGAGUCCAAAAUGGCGAACCUGGGCGCUCUGGAAAAACUCCAAGCUGCUGUAAAAACCAUGGAACAGCUUUACACGUUUGAAAAAAAUGAAUGGAAAAGAAAGAAUGAGCCCCAUCUCCUGACAGACAGCCAUGUCCUUUCAAUGAUAGCCAGUGAGGAGCAUGGGGGACCUGAGAAGGAAGGUGCAAGGGGGUCCAACAUGGACAAGACGGUCAGACGAGACUCUUAUCCCAACAUUGACAAGACGCCUGGGACUGACAGCCUGCUGAGGCGAGUGGACAAAGACACCACCGUGGUCUGUCCCAGUAGCUAUGAGGACAGGCUGGUUGCUAGGUCAAUGCAAGCUGCUAGCAACACAGGGAACAAAGCCAUGUUCGGCCUCGGAUCUGGUCUCCAGGCCUCCACAUCAGCAAGGGCCCAGCCAAACGCCAUGGCACAAACACCUUUCAACACCCAACGCUUCCUCCCAAAGUCCCAAAAAUUGCCGACGUCCUUACAAAUCAACCAGAAGAAGCAAAGUGGAUAUAGAGAAGCUGGGUCAAAGGAUGUAGGGGGGCCCACACAGGAGCUACUGAGCACCUCAGCUGAUAACGAGAACUACCUAACCAUUCCCCUCGAGUCUCACGCCACUUACACCAGCAACAAACAAGCCUCAUCGGCCGAUAAGUCAUCAGCGUACACAUUUACCACCCAGACCCAACCAACCACUCAGUCAGGACACUGGGGAUCCGGCGCCAGGGGUUUAGAAGACCCCAACCAGGCCCCUGAACGCUCCAGCAUUGUGAUGGACACACCCUCACCAGAUACCCCUUCUGCCACCAUUUAUCACUCUUUGCCAUUGGGCAUGUCCGCCAAUCAGUCUCAGGUGUACUGCUUCUCUCCGGCAAUCACCCCUGCUCCCUCCCUGGAUCCCUUCCAGGCCACCCAGAGGAAGAUGCUACUGGAUCCCACCACUGGAAACUACUACCUGGUGGACACCCCUGUGCAGCCGGCCACCAAGCGCCUCUUUGACCCCGAAACAGGCCAGUACGUGGACGUGCCAAUGCCGCAACAUCCUAUGACCCCGGUGCCCAUGCAGAUGUCCCCUUUUGCCCUCAGUCCAGGAGCCUACGGACACACCUACAUGAUCUACCCGGGCUUCAUGCCGACACCGUCUGUGAUCCCGGCCCGGACGCUGGUGCAGUCGCGCAUGUCGGUGCAGUCGGAGGCGGAGAGCGGAGAGAAAGGCUUGUCGCAGCGGACCGAGGCCAUGUACAUGGAGAGUCCCUUCUACAUGGCCACUGGCAAGUCUCCCCAGGCGGCCUACAGGGCUCCACAGCAGACCACCACCAACAGUCCACAGCAGGGCUUCUCCAACAUCAAGCAGCCAGUCAUCAGCAUAACCUCGCAGCAGGGCCACCGGAUCAUAGCGCCGCCCUCGUUUGACGGGACCACCAUGAGCUUCGUGGUGGAGCACAGAUGAACGCCAGCUUCCCCGGACUGGUGAGACUGAGGGAUGCUGCCUGCUCUGGCCUUCUGGCUCUUCAUUGGUUCUUCCAUUGGCAGGAGGCGGGACCUUGGAUACAUCGGCUCUUUUACAUCAUGUCUCGCAUGAAUAACAAGAUGUGUAUAAAGUAUGUAUUUCUUAAUUUAUAACACCACAUUGUACAAAUGUAAAGACUUAAUGUGUGGGCCUGUGUUGUCUUUGCUAGUAAUCAGUAACUCUUUGGUUAUGUCACAUUAUGUAGUUUUUUAUUAUUUUGUAAUACAAUACAUUUUACAACCCAUUAUUGCAAAAUAAGUUUUAUGAUGAUUGUUAUCCAUAAAAAUUAACAUUUUCAUCUCUUGUAUGUUGGAUUGGAUGCUAUUACUUUAAAUUGCACAGGUCAGCAUUUAACAAUGUGUUUUUCUUGUACCUGGAAAUAUCACAGUUAUGUAUUCAACCCUGCUGAAUUAAUAUACAUGUACUAUUGAUGCAAUGUGUGUGUUGAACUGAUACAAUGGUAGGCAUCCUGGAGAUCUCCCAUCAUGCAUUGGCCCUGCAUAUACUGUGAAGCAGAAUUAGUUCAAAUGGUGCAUUCACGUUUUUUGAUCUGACAUGAAGACAGUCCGUGUUAUGCUUUAAUAAUUAUUCCCUGAUCACGUAAACAUAAAACCGGCCGAUCCAUCCUCCGUCUCACUGGAAUUUAAAGAUAUAAAUGAGUUGUCCAAGCAGUAGAGGAUGAUGGGAGCUCUUUUUAGCCCCGUUUGACAUGUAUUUCCAUGCGUAUCACUGUUUCUAAGUCCUUCUUUUGUACUUCAGAUAGUUAUAUAGAUAUAAUAGAUAUAUAAUAUAGAGUGUGGAUCUGCUGGCCAGUCCAUCCUUUGGUUAUGAAUCAACUGUUUGUUGCUUUAUUGUCUUUAGAAAAAUAACCCAGCAGCAAAUAUCAUUUUAUAUUAACUACAGGAACAAUCCCGCUGUUAUGAAAGAAUACCACCACCUGUUUUGCUGUCGUAUUAAAGUGUUUUACGUUGAAAGGUGUUGUGUAAUAUUCUAAGCUGCUGAGAUGUUUUUAUUAAAUCUAUUUCAUUGAAAUGGUUCUCCAUCACUGUUAGCAGUAGAGUGUGCAUUCAGAUUGGGAACAAGUCUAAAUUAAAGGGUCAGUCCGUCCAACAUUCAGAUUUUCUCUUACUGGUAGACAGAUAGAACAUAAAUUCUAUCGGGGUCAUAUUGCUGAAAAUAUUUGAAAAUAAUAUGGAAAUCUGCUUAAAACAUGAGUGAUACAGUGAGAGCACGGAUUAGUGAUUGUGUGCAGGUUAUUCAGCCAGCAAUUGAAGUAAAAUUAACAAUCAAAUAGGAAUUGUAGCUUUCAUUUCGCUUAAACAAUUACUAAAAACUACACUUUAAUAAAUGAUACUUUCAUUUUGAAUAACAGAUGCAUACGCCUGAUGUUGUACUUCCCUUAAACUGCUGUUUAUGCCGUUAAUUUGGUUUUACAAAUCUGUGCACACAGAUUUCAUGCAAAUGUUUUUUUCGACCAUAUUACUCCAGAAAGGGGAUGAUGCUGUUGAGUUUUUCCAAAAUGAUGUAUAUGUUUUAACAAUCCCCCAAAAUCAUACUGUUUCAUCUACUUUAAUGUGUGCUUUUCCAUUUAACCACUGGAAUAGUUUGCCUGGUCCCACUGAUUGGGUUUGGUCUUUUAAAUGAGAAAAAUGGACAUGAAAUUCAGAAAACUCUUUCGUUGCCUAGUUUUUGGCUUGUUGCAGAUCAUAUUGCAGCCGUUAUUGAACUUUUUUUUAUGCAUCACUGUUA
Molecule: messenger RNA, 6612 nt
Organism: Etheostoma cragini (Arkansas darter)
Lineage: Eukaryota; Metazoa; Chordata; Actinopteri; Perciformes; Percidae
Gene: c19h4orf54
Product: chromosome 19 C4orf54 homolog
Exons: 2
Coding region: 226-4803 (1525 amino acids)
Source: RefSeq, a predicted model, not a curated record